ACGAGUUCGGGUUCAGUGAGGGGUCAGACACUCCAUGUCUUGAAUCGCAAAAUACAUCAAUUCUUGAAUAUACCCUACGCUGAGCCCCCUUUAGGCCCACUCAGGUUCGCCCCUCCCUUACCACUCAAAACACCCAAACAGGUAUAUGUGGACAAUAGUAAUGAUAAUCACCAGAAAGUGGGUCUCAAACCAGUCAUGUAUUGGAUAUAUGGCGGAGCACUGAGUUUGGGAUCAAUAUUUCAAGAUGUAAAUAAUAUGAGUGUUUUGGCCGCCAAUGAUGUGGUUGUGGUUGCGGUUAACUAUAGGGUCGGGCCGUUGGGGUUCCUCUACGGCGGAGAUCAGACAGCGCCCGGAAAUGCGGGCUAUUAUGAUAUGGUGUUAGGACUAAAAUGGGUUAGAGAGAAUAUACAUAACUUUGAUGGCGAUAAAAGUAGGGUAACCAUCUUCGGUCCCAGUUCCGGGAGUAUAGCGGUGUCGGCACUCAUACUCUCCCCAUUAUCUAAAGGUCUGUUUAAGAGGGCUAUUAUGCAGAGCGGGUCCGUUAUGUAUAACAGAGAUCGUCCGGCGCUCAGCGCUGUUGAAGCGCUUCAAAAAGCUAAACAAUUAGCUAAACGAUUAAAUUGCGAUAAAUAUGAUGAUAAAUGGUUGCAAUACAUUGAAUUAAUGGCUGGAGUGACCAAAGACGAGGGCACAUCAAUUUCAAUGGCAUUUAUGCCAGAAAUGAGGUGCGAACUCACGGAACGGCUAUUCCGGAAAGCUGUCAACGAUUUGAGCAAUGAAUACCAUAACAUAGAUUCAAACACCCGUAAGGUAUGCGGCUUGGCCCGGUCGGCAAACAUAGGUUCGCAAAACCCGAACCCAUUUCUAAACCAUUUCCCUCAGUUUCCAAUCAGUCCGGACUCACCCCUCAGUGAGGACUGUCUGGUGCUUAACAUAUGGACAGCAAAUACCACAGCAUUAAAGCCAGUGAUGUUUUGGAUAUAUGGAGGGGGACUUAUUAUGGGUUCAAUAUUUCAAGAAAUAUACAAUGGAAGUGCUUUGGCUACCAAUGAUGUAGUGGUUGUGUCCGUCAACUAUAGGUUAGGACCGUUUGGUUUCCUAUACGGGGAUUCGGAGGACGCGCCCGGAAAUGUCGGCUUUUAUGACCAGUUGUUAGGCUUGAAAUGGGUCAGAGAAAACAUCCACUCAUUUGGCGGAGAUAGGGAUCAGAUCACCAUUUUUGGUGAGAGCGCCGGGAGAGUAGUGAGGGGUCGGACACUACAUGUGUUGGACACAAAUGUGGACCAAUUUCUGGGCAUUCCUUACGCCGAACCCCCGGUCGGCAAAUAUAGGUUCGCAAAACCCGAACCCAUUUCUAAACCAUUUCUCAAUAUAAUUGAUGCGACAAAAGCUAAAAACUCAUGUAUGCAAGCGAUCAGUAUUAUGCCUAUACCGGACUCAACCCUCAGUGAGAACUGUCUGGUGCUUAACAUAUGGACAACAAAUACCACAGCAUUAAAGCCAGUGAUGUUUUGGAUACACGGAGGGGGACUUAUUACGGGUUCAAUUUUUCAAGAGUGGUAUAACGGGAGCGCUUUGGCCACACAUGAUGUGGUGGUUGUGUCCGUCAACUAUAGGUUAGGACCGUUUGGUUUCCUAUACGGGGAUCGGGAGGACGCGCCCGGAAAUGUCGGCUUUUGUGACCAGUUAUUGUCUCUUAAAUGGGUUAGGGAAAACAUCCACUCAUUUGGCGGAGAUAGGGAUCAGAUCACCAUUUUUGGUGAGAGCGCCGGGAGUUGGUCGGUGUCCGCACACAUACUCUCCCCGCUAUCCAAAGGCCUAUUCAAGAGGGCUAUUAUGGAGAGCGGAGCCAAUAUGUACAAUAAGGACAGAGAUGUGGUCAAUAAAACUGAGGCCUUAUCUCAGGCCAAAGCAAUGGCUAAAGGAUUGAAAUGCAAUGAAACCGAGGAUUGGAUACAAUGUCUGCGAAGAGCGGACGCCAAAGAUAUACUCAAAUAUGGGUCGACUUUUGCCACAUUCCCGGUGUUUGAAACAGAGUUUUUGCCAAUUCGUACGCAACAAGCUUUUAAUGAGAAAAAGUUUAACACGGAUGUUGACCUAAUCGCUGGUAUUACACGCAACGAGGGCUCAAUGUUUAUUUAUUUAGUUAUAAAGGACCCUGUUCAUAUGACACUUACUGACUUUUACAACGGGUUAAAAGCAUUAGACGAAAACAUCGGCUUUCACAACAUAGAUGUGCCAAAAGUAACGGCACAUUACCUGAAAGGUGUCAACACUAGCGAUAGUCAGGCACUUCGUAAAGCUUUAAGUGCACUAAUGGGUGACCUAAUACUCGGGUGUCCGACAUAUCUGUUCGCCAAACGGUUCGCACAAACUGUCAAAGAGUCGCAAAGGGUUUACUUUUACGAGUUGUUGUACGCGAGCGAGUUUUACUCCAAAUUAGGUGGGUGUGAUAUAAAGACCAUGGGCAUUUGUCACGGCAUGGAUAUACCCUUUGUGUUUGGUCUACCACUUCUCGAUCCCAAACAUCCCCCUCCAGAAGAUAUAUUUUAUGCCAAUUAUAUAAUGAAAGUGUGGACAAAGUUUGCCACCGAUGGUAUUGAUGUUCCGACGAGUAUAGGAGUAGUGAGGGGUCGGACACUACAUGUGUUGGACACAAAUGUGGAUCAGUUUGUGGGCAUUCCAUACGCCGAACCCCCGGUCGGCAAACAUAGGUUCGCAAAACCCGAACCCAUUUCCAAACCAUUCACCCAUAUAAUCGAUGCGACAAAAGUUAAAAACUCGUGUAUACAACCAAACGGUCCGUUUCCUAUCAGUCCGGACUCACCCUUCAGUGAGGACUGUCUGGUGCUUAACAUAUGGACAACAAAUACCACAGCAUUAAAGCCAGUGAUGUUUUGGAUAUACGGCGGGAGUCUUAAUAUAGGAUCCAUUUUUCAAGAGAUAUAUAACGGAAGCGCUUUGGCCACCAAUGAUGUGGUGGUUGUGUCCGUCAACUAUAGGUUAGGACCGUUUGGUUUCCUAUACGGGGAUCGGGAGGACGCGCCCGGAAAUGUCGGCUUUUAUGACCAGUUAUUGGGCCUGAAAUGGGUUAGAGAAAACAUCCACUCAUUUGGCGGAGAUAGGGAUCAGAUCACCAUUUUUGGUGAGAGCGCCGGCAGUUGGUCGGUGUCCGCACACAUACUCUCCCCGCUAUCCAAAGGCCUAUUCAAGAGGGCUAUUAUGGAAAGUGGAGCCAAUAUGUUCAAUAAGGACAGGGAUGUGCUCAGCAAAACUGAAGCCUUAUCUCAGGGCAAAGCAAUGGCUAAAGGAUUGAAAUGCAAUGAAACCGAGGAUUGGAUACAAUGUCUGCGAAGAGCGGAUCCCAAAGAUAUACUCAAAUAUGAAGCGCCUUUUGCCUCAUUCCCGGUGUUUGGCACAGAGUUUCUGCCAAUUCGUACGCAACAAGCUUUUAAUAAGAAAAAGUUUAACACAGACCCUGCUCAUAUGACGCUCAAUGAUUUUCAUAACGGGUUAAGUGCAUUGGACUCGUCGAUCGGAUUACACAACAUAAAUGCACCAAAAGUAACGGCCCAUUACUUGAAAGGUGUCAACGCUAGCGAUUCACUGGCUCUACGAAAGGCUUUUAGCGCAUUAGCGGGCGAUUUAAUACUCGGUUGUCCGACAUAUCUGUUCGCCAAACGGUUCGCACAAACUGUCAAAGAGUCGCAAAGGGUUUACUUUUACGAGUUGUUGUACGCGAGCGAGUUUUUUGCCAAAUAUGUUGGUUGCGAUAUAAAGACCAUGGGCGUUUGUCACGGCAUGGAAGUACCCUUUGUGUUUGGUUUACCACUUCUCGAUCCCAAUCAUUCAACUCCAGAAGAUAAAUUUUAUGCCAAUUAUAUAAUGAAAAUGUGGACAAAGUUUGCCACCGAUGGACAUUUGAACCGUGAUUGGCCGCAACUCUUAAACGAUGAUCCGAGCGGUGCGCCCAAAGUCCACGGUUUGGACCCAAAGGAUUUACCCCUAGUAUUAAAAGACCCGUUUCAUGAAACUUGUGAUGGCGUGUGGGCCGACUACUUUCUAUAA
This is a messenger RNA of Medioppia subpectinata, 4068 nucleotides long. Lineage: Eukaryota; Metazoa; Arthropoda; Arachnida; Sarcoptiformes; Oppiidae. The record is from the annotation of a GenBank genome assembly.